This is a messenger RNA of Hyalella azteca, 2201 nucleotides long. Its product is annotated as innexin inx2. The record is from RefSeq and is a predicted model, not a curated record. NCBI's taxonomy places the organism in Eukaryota, Metazoa, Arthropoda, Malacostraca, Amphipoda, Hyalellidae. Bases 275 to 1501 code for a protein of 408 amino acids. The transcript has 8 exons. Gene Ontology annotation, biological process: phototransduction. Gene Ontology annotation, molecular function: gap junction channel activity. Gene Ontology annotation, cellular component: gap junction; plasma membrane.
AGACAAAGGAAAGGCUUUGACGACACCGUGCAUCCGCUGGGAUAUUUACACCGGGCCUUGCAGCGAUAAGUUACCGACGAAACUAAGCGAAGGUUUUCCUGUGCAUCUUGAUCUUUAGGUGCGACACAAAAACUUUACUCAGUGUAUGACACUUCACGGACCAGAGCAAGAACGCUGCUCGACCUUCCUUUGGUCCUCUGAUUGUUGAACGCGCGGACUACUUCCGUGACUUGAUCGUUCCUCCGAAAAAGCUCGCGCACCUCAAGCCACCGCCAUGAUCGGCUUGAUCGGCUCCCUCGCGGGUCUCAUCAAGAUCCACAACUCCAAGACGCUGGUUGACGACGCUGUGUUCCGCCUUCACUAUCGCUGGACUACAUCGCUGUGCUUCCUGGCCUGCGCUCUGGUCGCCGCCUCCGACAUGUUCGGGGAGCCCAUACAGUGCCUCAUGAACGGCGGCGAGGCUCCUAAACCUUACACAACUUUCUGCUGGGUCAGCUCAACCUUCACUAUCAAUACCAGUAAUGCUGACGGUGAAAGUGGACACUACGAGUCGUACGGCAGCAACUACAGCGGCACCGGUAAAUACGACUCAAAGACACACGAGAAAAGAAUACAUACUUACUACCAGUGGGUGCCUUUCGUGCUCUUCGCCCUCGGUGCCUUGUUCUACCUGCCUCACCUCAUCUGGAAGGAAAUUGAGGGCAAGAAAGUCGAGUGUUUGCUACAAGGUUUAAGCGUCAUCUCGAUGGACGACGCGGCACCCGCCAAGAAGAUGAACAUUGUCAAGUAUCUUUUCGCUUCGCAUGGUCGCCUGAACAACAGGUAUGCAUACGGCUACUUCUUUUCGCACGUCCUGAACCUCGUCGUCGUCGUGUCGGCCAUGUUCAUCCUCGAGAGCUUCUUCGGGGGAGUCUUCUUAGACUACGGAUCUAAGACUGUGCGAUAUCUCAACGGCCACGCGGAUGUAGCACACAACCCUCUUAUCUUCGCUUUCCCUCGCGUGGCCAAAUGCCAUUUCAGGAUGUACGGUCCCUCUGGCUCGCUGGAGAACCACGACUUGAUGUGUCUGCUGCCGCAGAACAUCAUCAACGAGAAGAUCUUCCUCUUCAUAUGGUUCUGGCUUCUCAUCCUUACCACUGCCACGGCCAUGCAGAUCGUGUACAUCGCAGCCAUAUUCCUCAGUCCAUUUUUGCGUCUGAAACUUCUGGAAACAUACGGCCGGGUGAUGAGCGAUGCUCAGCUUGAGGACUUGGUUCACAGGACCUACCUCGGGGACUGGUUCCUUCUCAGGACUCUGGGCAAGAAUGUUGAUGCUUUGACAUUCAAGGACAUUAUGCAAGAGUUGGUCAAGAUGAUCGCGGCACACUCGUCUUCAGGAUCAAGAGGCGAGCCUGUGACCAUGUUCAGUCCACAUGCUCCCAGCUACAGGCACUUCAAUAUCGACGAGGAAGAUCCUCUCGAGCACAAACGCAGGAUGGAGGAAGAAGACACGAGAGUCUGAGUCAAAUGUAACUUUUUUUGGAGCCUCGUUAAUUUCUGGGCCAACGUUCUUGACUUAUCUUGCCUCUGAGGGAAAUUUUUGAGCACAAUUCCAUCUCUUAUGAAUCUCCAGGAAAGUUUAAAAUUUUUGUUUCGGUACACUCGGAAAAAUGGAUGGUUCAUAUUGUCGAAAUAGCGAUGCACUUUCUGCACGUGGCCCCGACAGGCUUUUUGCCGAGCAAAACUAUGUCAGAAUGAUCCACAUAAUUGCAAAAAGAGCAUCGCUAUCAGGACUAAACUCACUCAUUUCUUUGAGUGUAUGUAUAUGUUUUACGGUCAAAGGGAGGAAUGAUAGACUAUGCAUUCCUCAAUUCUAGAAUAUUUAUCAAAAGAAUUCAAGAGUAUUAUAUGAUAAGUUAUAUUCUAGAAUAUUAUAUUAGAUUUGUUUUAUACUUCUAGGUAGUAUAACUCUAGUGGAAAAUGAAUCGAUGAAUAAAGGGUUAGUUAUUUCUUCAGUUUCUAAUAUAAAUCGUUUUCUAAAACUCGUUAGCAUUCAAGGAAUCCAGUGAGCGUAACUCUUAUUGUGAAUUUAGUUAAGCGAGAUACUUUGCGUCAUUCAGAAAAUGUACGAAUAUUGUUAUAAAAUGUAUUACUAUUUUGAGGAUGAAAAUUGAAAAUGGACCUGUUAUUUCUGUGGGCACAAUAAAAAUACAUUAAAUGAA